AUGCCAGAAGCUACGAUGCCCCACAAGCGGGUGUUGGUCGAUACGAACCAAAAUGCCCGCAACGGCGUCGCAUCUGCUAAUGCGCUAAAAAAGCGAAAGCUGGAAAAUCAACCUUCAUCAGAGCUGAAGCCGCCCAUGGCGUCAUUUCAAAGGAAAGGCUUUGGAUCAAGUCAACCACAGAAGAGUCAGUUCGAGUCGGAAGUGCUGGAGAAAUUUACACAGGACAUCGGAGACUUGAAAGAGAACAACGCGGAAAAGGACCAACAGUGGGAACGUCCGCCGCUGCCUCUAUGGGACCCAGCGAAGGAAAAUGUUUGCUUCCAACAAAUUGAUGCUGAGGAAGGAAGACUGCCUCGCGGAGAUGUCAUGGCUGUCCGGCUCUUUGGUGUCACAGAGGCUGGUCAAUCGGUUUUGCUUCAUGUCACCGGCUUCCAACACUACCUCUACAUUGCCGCUCCUGUCGGCUUCACCGAAGCGGAUUGUGAUCCAUACAGGGCUUUCUUGGAGACUAAGAUCGCGCAACCUUCAAGGGUCAUCGAGAAAGUGGAGGUCACAUUGCGAGAGAAUAUCUAUGGUUUCCAGGGAAAUAAGAAGAGCUGGUACCUCAAGAUCACAGUUGCUGAUCCCAAGUUCAUUGCUAAAGUGCGCUCCAUACUGGAGGGCGGCGGAUCUGGCAUGAAUUACAAGGGCUUGUGGAGCAAUAUGGACUCGGGGGUCCUCACUUUCGACAACAUUCAGUACCUUUUGCGAUUCAUGAUCGAUACCGGGCUAGCCGGAAUGGCCUGGGUGGAGGCGAAGGCAGGCAAAUACAAGCUUUUGCCCGAGCAAGACAAGCUGUCGAACUGCCAGAUUGAAGCUGUCGUCGACUACCGUGAUAUGAUCGCUCACCCACCAAAUGGCGAGUGGGCAAAGAUGGCACCGCUCCGUGUUUUGUCGUUCGAUAUUGAGUGUGCUGGCCGACAGGGUAUUUUCCCGGAACCGAACGUGGAUCCGGUAAUCCAGAUCGCGAAUGUUGUUACGCGAUACGGAGAAGAAAAACCGUUCAUCAGAAAUGUGUUCUGUCUUAACGAGACAAGUCUCAUCGUCAACACCCAAGUGUUGGAGUACACAAAAGAGGAGACAAUGCUGAUGGCAUGGCAAAACUUUGUGGAGAAGGUCGACCCUGAUGUGAUCAUUGGAUACAAUAUUGCAAACUUUGAUUUUCCCUAUCUUCUUGACCGCGCCAAACAUCUCAAGUGCCACCAAUUCCCCUACUGGACUCGAUUGAAGGCCAUGAAAACCGAGGCAAAAGAGUCCAGCUUCUCUAGCAAGCAGAUGGGCAACCGAGAAACAAAAGCAACGAACACCAAUGGUCGGAUUCAACUGGACUUGCUCCAGCUAGUGCAACGUGAUCAUCACUUGCGAAGCUACACCCUCAACUCUGUGUCAUACGAAUUUCUGGGGGAGCAGAAAGAAGAUGUUCACCACACUAUGAUCACGGAACUUUUCAAUGGAACCCCUGAUUCUCGGCGCCGGUUGGCAGUGUACUGCUUGAAAGAUGCUUAUUUACCGCAACGACUGAUGGACAAACUAAUGUGUCUGGUCAACUAUACGGAAAUGGCGAGAGUCACGGGUGUUCCUUUCAACUUCCUCCUUUCUCGAGGUCAGCAAGUCAAAUUCAUCAGUCAGCUGUUCCGAAAGGCCCUUGAACAACAGCUCGUUAUUCCAAAUCAGAAAAGCCAAGAUGAACAAGAUUAUGAAGGCGCCACGGUCAUUGAACCCAAGCGUGGAUACUACGGCGUGCCUAUUGCAACCCUUGAUUUUGCGUCGCUAUAUCCUUCUAUCAUUCAAGCGCAUAACCUCUGUUACACCACCCUCCUCAAUAAGACCGCCAUUGAGAAAAUGGGUCUUGUAAAAGAUGAAGACUACAUUGUCACCCCGAACGGAGAUAUGUUCUGCACGACCAAGGUUCGCAAGGGUCUUCUGACACAAAUUCUUGAGGAACUGUUAGGUGCACGUAAACGUGCAAAGAAGGAACUCGCCACCGAGACUGACCCGUUCAAGAAGGCUGUGCUGAAUGGUCGACAGCUUGCCUUGAAGAUUAGCGCAAACAGUGUGUAUGGUCUCACUGGUGCCACAGUUGGCAAGCUUCCUUGCCUGCCCAUUGCCAGUAGUACAACGAGUUACGGUCGUCAGAUGAUUGAGAAAACCAAGCAAGAGGUGGAGGAACGAUAUACCAUUGCCAAUGGGUAUUCACACGAUGCCCAGGUCAUUUAUGGUGAUACUGAUUCUGUCAUGGUCAAGUUCGGUGUCACCGAACUGGCUGACGCGAUGAAGCUCGGUGAGGAGGCUGCAGACUUUGUCUCAUCCAAAUUCAUCAAGCCCAUCAAGUUGGAGUUCGAAAAGGUGUAUUUCCCAUACCUUCUGAUCAACAAAAAGCGGUAUGCCGGUUUGUACUGGACCAACACCAAGAAGCACGACAAGAUGGAUACCAAGGGUAUUGAGACCGUGCGACGCGACAACUGUCUUCUUGUCCAAAAUGUCAUCGAAACUGUUUUGAACAAGAUUCUUAUUGACCGGGAUGUCGACGGUGCCCAAGAAUACGUUAAAUCGACCAUCUCUGAUCUCCUGCAGAACAAGGUUGAUAUGUCCAAGCUGGUCAUUACGAAGGCCUAUGCGCAAAAGGAGUAUACCGCUAAGCAAGCACACGUCGAACUUGCCAAGCGCAUGGCCAAGCGUGACGCUGGUUCCGCCCCGGCCCUCGGUGACCGUGUGGCCUAUGUAAUGAUCCGUGGUGCCACCAACUCCAAAAACUAUGAGCGAGCCGAAGAUCCUAUCUACGUCUUGGAGAACAAUGUUCCCAUUGAUACGAAAUAUUACCUCGACAACCAACUUGCAAACCCCCUUGGUCGUAUUUUCGAGCCCAUUCUGGGUGAGAAGAAGGCCAACCAACUCCUGAAUGGAGAACACACUCGAUCCAUUUCUGUUGCUGCGCCUAGCUUGGGUGGUCUCAUGAAGUUUGCUAAGAAAACUCAAACUUGCAUGGGCUGCAAGAAGCCGCUGUCUGGUAAAGAGGAGAUGGCCGGCGCCGUUUGCGAAAACUGCCGGCCUCGUCUUGGUGAGCUGUACACCAAGACUCUGACCAAGGUUUCGGAUCUGGAGGUGCGAUUUGGUCGUUUGUGGACACAGUGCCAGCGAUGCCAAGGCAGUCUUCACUGCGAGGUUAUCUGUUCAUCGCGUGAUUGUCCCAUUUUCUACAUGCGCAUGAAGGCAAAGAAGGAUGUUGAAGACUCGCAGAAAGAGCUGUCUCGAUUCGAUUUUGAUGCUGGAUCAUGGUGA
Penicillium pulvis is the source of this 3318-nucleotide messenger RNA. Its product is annotated as DNA-directed DNA polymerase delta POL3. The coding region runs from base 1 to 3318 and encodes 1105 amino acids. NCBI's taxonomy places the organism in Eukaryota, Fungi, Ascomycota, Eurotiomycetes, Eurotiales, Aspergillaceae. The transcript has 3 exons. Gene Ontology annotation, cellular component: delta DNA polymerase complex. The record is from RefSeq and is a predicted model, not a curated record. Gene Ontology annotation, molecular function: DNA binding; nucleotide binding; 3'-5'-DNA exonuclease activity. Gene Ontology annotation, biological process: DNA-templated DNA replication; nucleotide-excision repair, DNA gap filling; DNA replication proofreading.